Messenger RNA from Striga hermonthica, 1071 nucleotides. Lineage: Eukaryota; Viridiplantae; Streptophyta; Magnoliopsida; Lamiales; Orobanchaceae. The record is from the annotation of a GenBank genome assembly.
AUGGGCUUUGACGCAAUGUUUUGUUGUGUGAAGGGUUCAGAUCGGAAAAAACAAGGGAAAAAGGAGACAACUUGGAGGAUUUUCUCUCUGAAAGAACUGCAAUUGGCUACAAAUAAUUUCAACUAUGAUAACAAGCUUGGAGAAGGUGGGUUUGGCAGUGUUUAUUGGGGCCAGCUCUGGGAUGGUUCUCAAAUAGCAGUGAAAAGGCUAAAGUCAUGGAGUAACAAAGCAGAGGUGGAGUUUUCUGUUGAAGUCGAGAUUCUUGCUCGUGUGCGGCACAAGAAUCUACUAACUUUACGUGGCUGUUGUUCGGAAGGUCAAGAACGUCUUAUUGUCUAUGAUUAUAUGACUAAUUUGAGCUUAACAUCUCAUCUUCACGGGCAGCAUUCGGCUGAGUGUCAUCUCGACUGGGCCAGGAGGAUGGAAAUUGCUAUUGGGGCUGCCGAGGGCAUUGCCUACCUACACCACCAUGCAACCCCUCACAUCAUCCACCGGGACAUCAAGGCCAGCAACAUCCUCCUCGACUCUGAUUUCAAAGCCCAAGUGGCCGAUUUUGGGUUCGCACGUCUCGUCCCCGACGGCGCAACCCACGUGACCACCAAUAUCAAAGGCACCCUCGGCUACCUCGCUCCCGAGUACGCCAUGCUUGGCAAGGCCUCCGAGGCUUGCGAUGUCUACAGUUUCGGAAUCCUCUUGCUCGAGCUUGCUACGGGCCGCAAGCCCCUAGAGAAGAUGGGCCCUUCUCACAGACGGCCCAUCACCGAAUGGGUCCUGCCGUUGGCCCGCGAGAGAAAGUUCGACGAGCUGGCGGACCCAAAGCUGAGUGGGAAGUAUUCGGAGGAAGAACUGAAGCGGGUUGUUUUGAUUGGGCUCGUGUGCGCCCACAGCCAGCCCGAGAAGAGGCCCAUAAUGCUCGAGGUGGUCGAGCUUUUGAGAGGGGAUAAUAAGGAGAGGUUCCGUGUUUUGGAAAGUCAUGAGAUGUUUGAGCGAGGCGGGGAAUCUGUGGAGGAUAAUGGUGUGAAGGAGCCAAAGGAAGAAGAAGAGCAAGAAAAGCAAGAAAUUGCUGUGUGA